Sapajus apella (tufted capuchin) is the source of this 1552-nucleotide messenger RNA. RefSeq names its product cadherin-related family member 3-like. The transcript has 5 exons. NCBI's taxonomy places the organism in Eukaryota, Metazoa, Chordata, Mammalia, Primates, Cebidae. The record is from RefSeq and is a predicted model, not a curated record. The coding region runs from base 718 to 1188 and encodes 156 amino acids.
CACCCACCUUGGCCUCCCAAAGUGCUGGGAUUACAGGCCUGAGCCACCGUGCCCAGCCCAUCAUUUCAUUUUAUCUCCAAUCCAAACCCUACGACCUUUAAUAGACCUGUUAUUAUUUUAUAAUUUAAAAAAUAGGUAUGUAAAGCCUCUGCAGAAUUCCAGAAUGGCUCCUGAGUAAUGCACAGAUAAAGUCUGUUUAGUAGACUUUAUGGUUAGUGUAUUUUGUCAUUUUCUAUUCUUUGAAAUAGAAGCAUUGAAUAAACAUGGAUGGUAACUUCUCUCACCAGAAUGCUUGAUUUCAAGAACACAUUGCUCUCUUAAGCUGCACAAAAGGGUUUAUUGUGUGUAGAGUAGAUAAUAGGGGGAUAUAAGCCUAAAAGGACCUCAGAGAUCACCUAGUGAAAACUCUUGAUUUUACAGACAAGAAAACUGAAAACAAAGAGGAGGAAUUGUUUGUUCAAAAUCACAGAGUGGUCAUUGCAUACAAUUCAAGUCUUCACAUCCUUUAUUUUGUGCCUUCUCUAUUCAAGGGUGUUCCUCAGUAUUACCUGUAGUAUUUUAGAAAACACGUAUAUCUGAGUCAAUAUCUUCGUGUUACUUUAAAGGACUAUGGCUCUGUACCGAUGCGACUAUGUAUAAACAGUUGCUUUCUGAAAACAACUAACACUCUAUUUGCUUUGAAAUGAUAUUUCCCAUCAAAGAAAAGGUCUGACCAUCAUGUACACGACUAUAAACACGUACAAAUCCAAUGACUGGUACAUUCCUUUCAUCUUCACUCUGAUGGCUAUUUUCCUUGCUGGGUUGAUUUCCUGGCUAUGUUUCCUGCUUUGGAAAUACGGGAACAUUACGGAAUGCUGUCAGAAAAUGACCAAGGAAGUCUCCAAGGCCAAACCCAAUGAAAUGAAGUAUAUUGCAGGUGACGGAAAUCAAAAUGAAAGUACUGUCACAGGAAACAGAAAUAAAAAAUUAGAAGUAUUAACAGAAACCAUUGUAUAUGAGACUGUGUUUGAUGGAGAAGCCAUUGAUCCAGUCUCUGGGAACGUAUAUGAAUAUAACAGCAGAACAGAUGCAAGAAAGUGGAAGAAGUCCCCCAGGCACCAGAAGGAGCCCUUGGCAAACAUAUAUUCCCUCCCAGAGGUCCAUCCUUUAGAAGAGUCUACAUCCUUAAAAAUUCCUGUGCAAGGAUAGAAUUUUUCCAGUGUCUGAAUGAUUGUUUUUUUGUGUAUAUGAUUGUCACAGGCAGUUUUUCUUGGCUAUCUAAAAUUAUAGACACGAGGCCAGCUGCUUUAUCUGUGUUUACAGCUUUUUGUAAUCUUCCAGUUCAGGGUGUCUGUGUGAAGGCAGCAGGAGUGGUCAGCUUUGAAUCUCUGAACAUGUUUUGCUGAAAACGAGAUACUAAAUUGACAUAUGUUCAUUGUCUUAAUUUGCCCAGUAGAAUGUACGCUUUUUAAGACCAGAGACUAUUUUUCUCACUGCUUUAGCCCCAGUACAUGCUUGGCACAGAGUGGGGACACUUUAUAUAUUUGUGAAUAAAUAAAUUUGAAUACAUGAA